GCAUUCCCAGCCCGCCCCCUAGGAGCCACAAGAAUGAAGCUCCUGUCUUCUGCGCUGCUUCUUGCAGCGGGCGUCCUCGCCGCCGACAAGCAACGGCCCAGCCUCCAAAAUGCCCUUUACAAGAACACAAAGGCCCCCGUCGAGGCUCGCGUAGCCGACCUGCUGUCGAGGAUGACCAUCGAGGAGAAGGCGUCACAGCUUCUCCAGGGUGAUAUCCGCAACUGGAUGAACGAGACGACCGGUGCGCUCAACCAGACCGGCUUGGAAUGGAGCACAAGAUACAGAGGGAGCUCUUUCUAUGUCGGCGUGGCCGCACCCAACGAAUGGAUUGCCAAGAACAUCAAGAUCGCACAGGAGUAUAUCCAAAACAAGACCUACCUGGGCAUCCCGGCCUUUGUGCAAACCGAGGGUCUCCACGGGUUUCUCGCUUUCAACGCCACCAUCUUCAACUCGCCCAUCGCCAUCGCCUGCGCAUGGGAUCCCGCCUUGGUCCAAGAGAUGGCAGCCGCCAUCGGCAAAGAGGCCCGCGCCAUGGGCGUGAACCAGCUCUUUGCGCCCGUGGCAGAUCUGGCCCGCGAGCUCCGCCACGGCCGGGUCGAGGAGAUGUACGGCGAGGACGGCUACCUCGCGGGCGAGCUCGCGCUGGCCUACGUCAAGGGCGUGCAAGCCGCCGGGGUCAGCGCCAUGGUGAAGCACUUCGCCGCCUUUGGUGCGGCCGAGCAAGGAUUAAACACAGGCCCCGUGCACGGCGGUGAGCGCGAGCUGCGCACCACUUACCUGCCAUCCUACAAGCGCGCCAUCAUCGACGGUGGCGCCCUCUCCAUCAUGACGGCCUACCACAGCUACGAUGGCAUCCCCGCCGUGGCCGACGCCCACCUGCUCACCGACAUCCUCCGCGACGAGUGGGGCUACAAGUACUACACCAUGACCGAUGCGGGUGCCUCGGACCGUCUGUGCAACGACUUUCGCAUGUGCGCGUCGAACCCCGUCGACAAGCAGGCCGUCGUCCAGUACAUCUUACCCGCGGGCGGCGACUCGGAGAUGGGCGGCGGGUCGUACUCGUUCCAAGAAAUCCCCGCCCUAGUCUCACGCGGCAAGAUCGAUGAGAAAGUCGUCGACCGGGCCGUGGCGCGGGUGCUGCGCGCCAAGUUUGAGCUCGGGCUAUUCGACAACCCCUAUACCGGCCUCCCCGCAGAGGAAAUGAACAAGGUGCUCAACGCGCCCGAGCAUGUUGCUCUAGCCAAGAAACUCGACGAGGAGUCCAUUGUGCUGCUCGAGAACCGCGACAACCUCCUCCCGCUGCGAAAGGACGCUUCCAUCGCCGUCAUCGGGCCCAUGGCCCACGGCUUCAUGAACUACGGCGACUACGUCAUCGCCAAUUCCUCCACGCGCGGCGUCACCCCGCUGGACGGCAUCCGCGCCGCCGUGGGCAGCAGUGAGAAGGUGACCUACGCCAAAGGCUGCGAGCGGUGGUCGACGUCCCAAGCCGGCUUCGCCGAGGCAAUCGCCGCAGCCGAGUCCGCCGACGUGGCCGUUGUGGUGGUCGGGACCUGGUCGCGGGACCAGAACGAGCUGUGGCAGGGCCUGAACGCGACAACGGGCGAGCACGUCGACGUGAACAGCCUGGACCUGGUCGGGGCGCAGGAGCCGCUGGUGCGGGCCGUCGUGGCGACGGGUAAGCCCACCGUCGUGGUCUUUUCCUCGGGCAAACCCGUCACGGCGCCCUGGAUCUCGGCUCACGCCGCAGCCCUCGUCCAGCAGUUCUAUCCUUCGGAGCAGGGCGGUGCUGCCCUGGCGUCGGUGUUGUUUGGGGAUGUCAACCCCAGCGGUAAGCUCGCCGUCGGUUUUCCGCGCAGUGUGGGUGACCUGCCCGUGUACUAUGACCAUCCGAAUUCGGGGCGGCCGGCGAAUCCGGAUGCGGGUAUGGCGUAUGACAAUGGCACGCUCGUUUUUGGCCACCAGUACGUCCUCGGUGAUCCCAGGCCGCUGUACCCGUUUGGGUAUGGCCUCAGCUAUUCGAGCUUUGUGUAUAGCGACGUCGCGGUGGACAAGAAAACGGUGGGCGCCAGGGAUACUGUGACGGUUAGCGUGACGGUGAGAAACACGUCGCAACGCGACGGCAAGGAGGUGGUGCAGGUCUAUGUCAAGGACGUGAUCGCCAGUGUUGUGGUGCCCAACAUGCAGUUGAAGGGCUUCCAGAAGGUGCUCUUGAAGGCUGGAGAAAGCAAGCGCGUGAGCGUCAAGAUCAACAUGCAGGAUCUGGGUGUCUGGAAUGCGAGGAUGAAGUAUGUCGUCGAGCCGGGCGAGUUUAUGUUCCUUGUCGGCGCGUCGAGCACCGACUUUAGGGGCAAUGCCACUGUCACGCUCAAGUAAUGAAGCUAUCGUGCAGUUAGCACUUUCUCCCAUGCGUUGCGUAUGCCACGCCGAAUGUCUUGCAAUGUCCCGAUCAAUCCGUCAAGAUUAUGCAUAAAAUUCAAGG
Canariomyces notabilis is the source of this 2479-nucleotide messenger RNA. Its product is annotated as glycoside hydrolase family 3 protein. The transcript is spliced from 2 exons. Gene Ontology annotation, biological process: glucan catabolic process. The record is from RefSeq and is a predicted model, not a curated record. Gene Ontology annotation, molecular function: beta-glucosidase activity. NCBI's taxonomy places the organism in Eukaryota, Fungi, Ascomycota, Sordariomycetes, Sordariales, Chaetomiaceae. Bases 34 to 2373 code for a protein of 779 amino acids.